Messenger RNA from Diabrotica balteata, 6750 nucleotides. NCBI's taxonomy places the organism in Eukaryota, Metazoa, Arthropoda, Insecta, Coleoptera, Chrysomelidae. The record is from the annotation of a GenBank genome assembly.
GUUAAUUGCAAUCUUAGUACGAAGAAAUUAUAAAAAUUAAAACCUAAAAUAGUUUGUGUUAGUCUAAAUGUAGAAGUGGGUGCCCCAAAUGCUAUAGUAUAAGAAAAAAAUUAAAUAUGAUUAUCAAAAUGUCUGCAAUUCUGUUACUGCUGCAAUGGACUACAAAUUCAAUGUCGAUACCUACUUACGACAUUACACGAGAAGAAAAAAGAAGUGUAGGGAAUAGUGGUAGUAGCCAUUUUGAACAAAGCAACUCAUAUAAAUCCAGCAGUAGUUCCCAUGAAGUUAAAGCUGAGACCUCUCAAACGUACCACUAUACAAGUCAUAAAAGUUCGGAAGGUGCAUCUCAGGUUACUGUGGAAAAUCAUCAUAAAGACAAUGGUAAAUUUGAACAUGCCACAUCAGAGGAGUCAAAAUAUGUUGUAACGGGAGAAUACACACUAGAUAAAAACACUCAAAACAACAAGCAUUCACAAAAAUUUUUAAUCCACGAGAAUCAACAUGACGAUGACGAAAUUCAACACAAAUUUCAUGGUAGUCUAAGUGAAACUGGAAAACAUUUUAAAGAUCUUACGAAUGGUCUAAGUAAAGUGAUCAAAAUUAGAGAACCUAAUCAAUUUCAUCAAAAUAUUGGUCAAUCUGGAGUUAAAAUUAGUGUAACUCAAGAUGAACAGGAACAAAAUCAUUCUAAUGGAAAAGAAACAAGAGUUGUUAUCAACUUAAAUAUUCCUCAAACUGAUGGCUCUAUAGUAGUUGCACAGUCUGGUUCAGAAAAUGAUAGAAAUAUAGUAUCAGGUAAACAUACCAAGAAAAUACAACACACAUCUUUAAUCCAAAACCAACAAACUUUUAGAAAAGGAAAAAUGUUAAUGGAGCAUGAAAAAAUGGAAGGAAAUAUGCACGAAAUUAUAGAACGUCACGGUGAAAGUCACAGUGGACUCAAGGUCGCCACAAAAGAAAUCCAUGUUCAGAGGAAUAAUCAUAAAGAGUCUUCCCAUCAGACCCAUCCAAUCACAAACAUCCAGCACCAUAACACUAUAAAGAAAAAUCAACGCAAAGCGUUUUUGAGUGAAACUCAAAAUACCUCUAAACGAGAAAGAGAUCUGCACCAAAACAUGAAGGAAAGACAUGUUGAAGGCAACAACAGAGUAAAGAUCAAUAAAGAUGUGAUUAAUGUCCAUUUAAACAAUAAAAAAGAGUCUUCUCACAGGAUCCAUACAAUCAACAAUUUCUCCAAACGAGAAGGAAUCAGGCACCAAGAUAUAAUUGAAAGACAUAUUGAAAGCAACGAUAGAAUCAAGAUUAAUAAAGAUCAUACCAGGAAAGAGUCUUCUCAUAAUAACUAUGUAGAUUUCAAGUCUAACAGUCAUCAUAAAGAGGGUAUAAAAAUUGAACAACAUAUAUCCAGGAAUGAAAACAGAGAAACCUCUAAAGACUUUAAAGACAUGCAUAGCAAUAGAGAAAAAAUUGAACACCACCAAAAUUACAAUCAAAAUAGUGAACAUCACAGUUAUGGUAGCAAAAAGGAACAAAAGCUUUCAUUUGGUACGUCUAAAGAUACCUUUGAGAGAUCUGCAAGUACUAAAAAUCUUAUGCGUAAAGAACAAAACCAGAAUACCUUGAAAGACUUCAAAAACAGUCAUCGACAUACUCUUAAUGAAGAAAACGGAAAGGAUAUUACAAUAACAAUCACAGGAGAUAUUGAUCAACUUACAGAUUCAAAUAAAGCUUCUUACCAUGACAUGAGCUCGAGUCAGCAUCAGAAACAGCAUAUACACAAAAAAGAGAGUAUUAGAACUAAAAUUGAAAACGCUUCUUCGAAGCAAGUGACAGAAGCUGAAAGCAUUCAUCAAAGAAAGCAUGAUCAUAUAGUAGACUUGCGUCAAGUUGGUAAUUUUCAAAAUAAUAAUAACAAGCAUCAUGAAAAACAAGAUACUGAUAUAUUUAUUGAGGACAUGGGUUCAAAUAUUGAGGAAAAAGGAAGAGGUUCUUAUCAUACAGCCACCAGUAAAUCUGAAGAAAUUAAUCACAAUACUCAAAGUAGGAAAUAUACUAAGUUAAAUGAACAUAGUAAGAAAAAUGAUAAAGAAAUAGUUGUUGUCGCUACAGAUGAUCUUGAUUCUGAAACUAACAAUUUAGCAAAAGAGUCAUAUUACAAAACAGUUAGUAAAUCUGAAGGUCAUCAGUACCAUAAUCGAGAAGAAAGCAGAAAGCAAACAAAGAUAGAUAAACCUGUUCGACAUAUCGGAUUAGAUAAUGGAAAAGAUGUUACUAUGACUAGUUAUGAAACUGUAGCAAAAUUUAAUUCAGAUAACAAAUACAAAAACCAAAGAAGUACUAAUCAUUAUAGUGAUGAUGAAGGAGAUAUUAUUGUUACAGUUCAAGAUUCUGAUACAAAAAAUCAUGGAAAUCAAUAUCAUAAACAAAAAGAAAAUGGAUAUCAUCGGUACAAGCAACAAGGAAAUGGUGUUCGUCACAGUGGAGAAGAUAAGACGGAUGUUAUUGUUACUAUAGGCAAAGAUGUUGAUACAAAAGUUCACGAGAAUCAAUAUCGUAAACAAGAAGCAAAUGAAAAAUAUACUAGUUUGAUUAAAAAUGGAAAGAUCUCUACAGAUUCAUCCUAUGUUUCCUCUAAUUUAGAAUUGAGUAAUCAACACAAAAAUACUCAUUCAAAAGUAUUAGACAGUGAUCUUCUACAGGAAUUGGUAAAUAAACGUAGUAAAAACAGCGACGAUGUUAGAAUAAUUGAAGAGCAAAAGGGUGAAUAUAAAAAUAGAGGUCGGAGACAUCAUGAAAAACAAGGUACUGAUAUUAUUAUUGAGGACAUGGGUUCAAAUAUUGAGGAAAAAGGAAGAGGUUCUUAUCAUAAAGCCACCAGUAAAUCUGAAGAAAUUAAACACAAUACUCAAAGUAGGAAAUAUACUAAGUUAAACGAAUAUAAUAAGAAAAAUGAUAAAGAAAUAGUUGUUGUUGCUACAGAUGAUCUUGAUUCUGAAACUAACAAUUUAGCAAAAGACUCAUAUUAUAAAGCAGUUAGUAAAUCUGAAGGUCAUCAGUACCAUAAUCGAGAAAGAAGCGGCAAGCAAACAAAUAUAGAUAAACCUGGUCGACAUAUCGGAUUAGAUAAUGGAAAAGAUGUUACUAUGACUAGUUAUGAAACUGUAGCAAAAUUUAAUUCAGAUAACAAAUACAAAAACCAACGAAGUACUAGUCAUUAUAGUGAUGAUGAGGGAGAUAUUAUUGUUACAGUUCAAGAUUCUGAUACAAAAAAUCAUGGAAAUCAAUAUAAACAAAAAGAAAAUGGAUAUCAUCGGUACAAGCAACAAGGAAAUGGUAUUCGCCACAGUGAAGAAGAUAAGGCGGAUGUUAUUGUUACUAUAGGCGAAGAUAUUGAUACAAAAGUUCACGAAAAUCAAUAUAAACAAGAAGCAAAUGAAAAAUAUACUAGUUUGAUUCAAACUGGAAAGAUUUCUACAGAUUCGUCUAGUAAUUUAGAACUGAAUAAUCAACACAAAAAUAAUCAACGACGGUAUAGGGAUAAUCAGAAGGAAAUCGUUGCCGAACAUUCUUAUACUCAUUCAAGUAAUUUAGACAGUGAUUCACUACAGGAAUUUCUGAAGAGACAUAGUAAAAACAGUGACGAUGUUACAAUCAUUGAAGGGCAAAAGGAUGAAUAUGAAAAUGGAGGUCGAAGACAUAUGGUUAAAUCCAAAGAUCAGUCACGAUUUAAUAUCAACAACAGUCAAGAUUUUGGAACUGCUGUAACAGAAAAAGAGGCAAAGGAUAUUGAUUAUUCCGUACAAGUCUUUCCAGAAACAAAAUCAAAAUAUAAUACAAAUGGAGGUCAAGUAACUAUAACCUUAGAUGACGAUCUUGGUGGUUCUACCACCAGGUAUGUAACCAAGUCCAAAAGUAUAAUAAAUCCAGCUAAUAGUCACAGUUUUACUAAAUCUUUCGAGAAAAUUGGAGGAGAUACCUACCAUGUAGACGUAGAUCAAGAUUUUUCUCCUAACGUUGGCAAAAUAGUGGUAAGAACUGAAAAAAUUGUGCAACCACCCACAGUUAUAGUUGAAAACAGCUAUGGACGUUUAAACAAUGAUGGAAUUGAUGAAAACGCUAUGAGCCACAGUUCAAUCCAUAGCACUGCAAAUUACUUGGAACGAAGUGCUAAGCAUAUCACGAAACAAGUUGUUAGUGGAGUUCAUGGUGAAAAAAAUACUGGUACUGGAAGUGGCAUUAUUAAUGGUGAUAUAGGUGGGCCAGAAAUAUAUGAAGUAGAUGAUGUAAUAGGUACUCAGCUGCCUGGAGAUAGAUUGAAAGGAAACAUUCAUAGAAACAGCAACAAGGGGACUUUGAUCAAAACUGUCGGACUGGAUGGAGAUAUGCUAGAUACCCAAGAAGAAUGGAAGAUGGAUCCAUUAGAACCAAAUUCAAAACUUAGACCAACUCGCUCAAUAUCCUUCACUCUGCCCGAAGACAAUUUUGGUGAAUUCAAAAGCACAUCUUUCCAGCAAUCAGGCAAAAAAUUUGGUCAACAACAAAGAACUAUUACAGUUAGUGGAAAUUCUGGUCAAAAAUAUCAAAUCUAUCAGAAAAGUCAGCCCUUAGUUUGGUCUGUUCAAUCUAGUGGACAAGAAGUUAAUGGACAAGGUAGUGGGUAUAUUCAACAGAGCUAUCCUGAUGGCAAUGUGAAAUUUUCUAGCGUAAAGUGGAAUAGUCAAGGCAUUAACCCUGGGGAACAAAAGUUUACAUUUAGUCAAAAGAUCUCUGAUAAUGGUGAUUUACUCAACGAUCAAUUUGGAAAGAUUUUUGAACAGCUUAUGUCCACAUCUAAUACUCUUAAUACAAUUGGAAUGAGUAAACAAGUUGGUAGUCUUGAUAGCUUUCCUAUAAAUCUAGGUUUUCAAUCUAGCAAUGACGAUUUAUUCUUCAACCAUCAUUUUAAUAUAGGAAAUAAUGACAGAAACAAAGUACAAGCAUUUGAACAAAUUAGAACACUUGGACAACCAGAAAUAACAUCUGAAAAAGAUGUAAACGUGAAAAAUAUUCUACAAUCAAAAGAUGCAGAUCAAUCAGAUUUCGAUCUCAGCACUUUAUUAGACUUGAUGAGACAACCUAGUGAUCAACAAUCUGGGAAAUUUUUGCAAAUAUCACAGCAGGGAUCGGCUCAGUCAGAACAACCAUUGGAGUUGAUCACUAAGGCUACAAGUACUCAUAGAAAUAAAGUACAACCAUUUGAACAAAUGAGUACAAUUGGACAACCAGAAAUAGCAUCUGAAAAAAUUGUAACCGUCAACAAUAUUCGACAAUCAAAAGAUGCAGAUCAAUCAGAUUUCGAUCUCAGCACUUUAUUAGAUUUGAUGAGACAACCUAGUGAUCAGCAAACUGAAAAGUUUUUGAAAAUCUCACAGCAGGGAUCGGUCCAGUCAGAGCAACCGUUGGAGUUGAUCACUAAGGCUACAAGUACUCAGCUUGAAAGACAGCCUCAAUAUGUAAAUACCAGUCCUGUUUUAGACUUAUUAACGCAACCAGCUGAUCAAAAACCUGGGAAAAUGUUGCAGACAACACAACACAGAUCCUUCCUCACAGAACAACCAACUGAAGUAAUCAUUAAAACUAGUACUAAGGAGUUUGGUCAGAGUAUUCCACAGCGUCAUUAUUUGGAGACAACAUUUGGUAACAAAAGAACAGAUUUCCAAAAGAAUCUGAAUGUUGAAGAUUUACUAGACAUAUUUAACAAACAUUCCAACCAAAUAUCAAAUGGGCAACAAACACAACGCAAUUCUGCGUUUGCCCAGCAGCCAAUAAAGUUUAUGACUUUAGUCACCAAUCAUCAGACUGCUCAAAUAAUACCUCCAAAACAGUUUACAACUACAAAACUGAAUGGUUUUGAAUUGCAAAGUAAAGACACCAAAGAACCAGGAUUUCAAGAUCAAUCUAACCAUAAAGCCUUAGAAUUUGGAAAUUCACUACAGUUUGGUGCUAAACAAUUAAGUCAACCAUCUAAUGAAGUUGUACAACAAGAUUCAGGUAUAAGAUUGAAUAACCUACAAAUAGAUCAACCCUAUAGUUUACUUAAUAAAGCUAUUAAUGAUCAAUCUAAUCAGAUAAUACAGCAGGCUGAUGAUCAGAAAUAUGUUAAACAUCUGUACGGUCUUAACGAAUUAUUUGAUAAGCAACCUAAAAUGACCAAUAAUCUUGAAUUUCAAGAAAACCUAGUUGGUAAACAUCAACAACAAAUAUCUAAUGAUAUGCUGCAGCAAAAUUCAGCUGUUAAUAAUCUCUUUAAAAAAACUACCACACAUGAAUCCAGUAAGCAGAUUCAACAGUCUUCUGAGCAUAAAUCUAGACAUGUUGAAAGUGACCAACUACAAUAUGCUGAGCAACCAUUCAGUGUAUUACGUAGACAAACAGAAGAAUCAAACCAUCAAUCCGAAAAGUCUAACAAAAUGGAGCAUGCAUCUAGUCACACUAGCCUACAAAUUGGUGAUGGUAGUCGACCAUUUGAAGUGGUCAGUACACAGACCAAUCACAAAGUUACAAAAGUUGAACAUUCUAGUAAGUCCGAAAAAAGAUCCACUCAAAGAGUAACUGUUCAAGGACCUAUACAGCAGGUGGUGGGUGGAUAAGAACCAAAUUGUAUCAAUUUUAAAAGUAUUGAAGGGAUUCAAAGAAUUCUAAAAGUUAAUAUUGCAGUAUGUUUUUAAUUAAAGCCAGUGGUUACCUAAGUUAAUAAAAACUUACAAUUUA